AUGGCUACCAUGGCAGCGGCUACCCGCGAUAUCACCCAGGCCUCCUUGAGCCGAGACAACUUAGCUGUUGUAGCGGCUCGGAGUGUCCCUGCGACUGUGACACGAUCUCAACCCCUCCCUACUCCCCCCAACUCCAUCUCUCCCGCCCUUCCGCCUCACGGCCUCAAGGCGCAGCUCCAGAAGGCCAGGCUCGAGCCUAUCGACUCGGACCUCGACCUUCACGAACCCGCCGAUAACGGCCGGUCGGUCUCGCCUGCCCUCGUCGAGGCGUCGGGCGCCAUCACCAGCUCCCUGCUCUCCAAAUAUCACCUGCCGGAGAUCCUGCUCAACCACGGACCCCUGGCCAUCAGACACAUCAUGGGAUACCUGACCACCUCGGUACCGGGGUUCUCUGGCAUUGCCCCCGCCAAGGCGCGGAGACUGGUUGUCGGAGCGUUGGAGGGUCGAGGAGGAGAAGGAGGCGGUUUGGAACGAGACGUGGAAUUUGAAAAGGUUGGAUGGGGUCGAUGGGAUGCCCGUCAGCGAGGACAGCCGGCGCGUCCCCGCCAGGGAACGCCGCCUUCCCCAUACGGCACUGGCAUCCCCAUCAAUAAGAUGAGAGGCCAGGACCGCCUUCGAGCCGCUGCGUCGAGCGGCGCUGGGUCUACUCACUUUUCUCAUGACGAACACGACAUCUCCAUGAUGGAGAAUGAGGCCGACAAGAUGUCCAUGGACGGCUCCGCAUCCGCCUCGUGCUCCGAGGCACCGGAUGAUGACGUUGUUAUGAAUGACGACCCCGAGGACGUGACUGACGACGAGGAUUGGGCGACCAUGGGCGCUGCUGCCCUUCGAGCCGAAUCCUACCCUAACAUGGCUGCGGCCCAGACGGACCGCGGCUUUGUUCCUUCUUCUGUAUACGCCCCUGGUGGGCUUCGAUCGUUCUCUGCCAGCUCCGGCAUGGCUCGCCCGCCCCAGCCAACAAACAUCGACUUUUCGGCGUUGGCGGGCACCUCUGACGCCCAGGAGCGAGAGGCCGUAGAGGCUCUCCUUCGUCUCGGUUCUGUAUAA
Molecule: messenger RNA, 1047 nt
Organism: Ilyonectria robusta
Lineage: Eukaryota; Fungi; Ascomycota; Sordariomycetes; Hypocreales; Nectriaceae
Product: putative Sin3 binding protein-domain-containing protein
Exons: 1
Coding region: 1-1047 (348 amino acids)
Biological process (GO): positive regulation of transcription from RNA polymerase II promoter by glucose
Cellular component (GO): nucleus
Molecular function (GO): sequence-specific DNA binding
Source: RefSeq, a predicted model, not a curated record